Molecule: messenger RNA, 785 nt
Organism: Aspergillus uvarum CBS 121591
Lineage: Eukaryota; Fungi; Ascomycota; Eurotiomycetes; Eurotiales; Aspergillaceae
Exons: 2
Source: RefSeq, a predicted model, not a curated record
AGAUUUUUAUCCAUUUCUCAAACAACCAGAGGUUCCUGAGUCAGGCUUCCGUCUUACCAGCGACAAUGACCCUCAAAGCAAUCGUGUUCGGUGGAAACGGCAAGAUCGGCCGUUUAAUCACGAGGUAUAUGCUGGAGCGCUCGUGGCACGUUACAAGUGUUGUCAGAAACUCUAGGCAGAGCGCCGAAAUCUUGCAACUUGGAGAUGGCCUCGCAAACCGCCCUGAUGUGGUUGUUUGUGACCUUCUGAGUCUUUCUGAAACAAUAGCUGGGGAAAUCUUCCAGGGAGUCAAACCGGACUGCGUUGUUUUCACCGCAAGCGAUUCUGCGAACUAUGAAGCUAUCGAUUGCAACGCUGCCAAGAUGCUCAUCAAGGUCUCCGCGGGACACACAAGCGUGAGAAAAUUCUUGGUUAUAUCAUUUCCUGCUAGUCGUCGGAAGCGGGCACCCUGGUGGAAUGAUAAGGAGUGGGCGGAUCAUCUGAAAGAGAAAAAGAUGUUUCCUGUCGCCGCCCAGAUGAAGGUGCAAACGGAUGAAUAUUUGCUAUCAGUGGCAAAUGCUAAGCAGGCAAAGGGGCAGCAUUUCCAAGGCAUCUCCCUGAGGCCGACGUGGUUCGUUAGCAAGCCUCCGACGGGCAAAAUCACGUUGGGACACACCACAGCAUUAGGUCAAAUUGCCGCCGGCGACGUAGCCUUGACAGCUAUCAGUCUUCUAUCAAGGAAUGACACUAAUGGAUGGUUUGAUGUCAACAAAGGGUCCAAAGAUAUUGAGGAGGCUGUGGAAGAG